This is a messenger RNA of Stereum hirsutum FP-91666 SS1, 993 nucleotides long. Its product is annotated as ARF/SAR. Lineage: Eukaryota; Fungi; Basidiomycota; Agaricomycetes; Russulales; Stereaceae. Gene Ontology annotation, cellular component: cytoplasm; plasma membrane. Gene Ontology annotation, biological process: vesicle-mediated transport; intracellular protein transport. Gene Ontology annotation, molecular function: GTP binding; GTPase activity. Bases 35 to 580 code for a protein of 181 amino acids. The transcript is spliced from 6 exons. The record is from RefSeq and is a predicted model, not a curated record.
CCCCCAUCCACCCACCCCCCAACAGUAUUCAGCCAUGGGUCUUUCUGUCUCCCGUUUGCUCUCUGGCCUCUUCGGCAAGAAGGAAAUGCGUAUCCUGAUGGUUGGUCUCGAUGCUGCGGGUAAGACCACCAUUCUGUACAAGUUGAAGCUCGGCGAGAUCGUCACCACCAUCCCAACAAUCGGCUUCAACGUUGAGACCGUCGAGUACAAGAACAUCUCGUUCACCGUGUGGGAUGUCGGAGGACAGGACAAGAUCCGUCCCCUCUGGAGGCACUACUUCCAAAAUACCCAGGGAAUCAUCUUCGUCGUCGACUCUAAUGACCGGGAACGUGUCUCUGAGGCACGAGAGGAGCUCCAGCGGAUGUUGAACGAGGACGAGCUCCGGGACGCUCUCCUCCUUGUCUUCGCUAACAAGCAAGAUCUGCCCAACGCCAUGAACGCCUCUGAGAUCACCGACAAGCUCGGCCUCCAGGGUCUCAGGCAGAGGACGUGGUAUAUCCAGGCGGCGUGUGCGACGAGCGGUGACGGUCUUUAUGAGGGUCUUGAGUGGUUGAGCGCAAACAUCAAGAGACGGGUGUAAAGUUUGCCAAGAAUUGGUCGAUCCGUGUUGUGUUCUCUUUCGGCGUUUCUCUCUUCACCAAUCCGUUCUGUUCUAUCCUGUUCGUUCGAAUUGAGCCUGCCGUGACGACGGGCAUUCGUUUGCUAGCUUAGCGCAGAGACCGAACUGGCGUGCACGAUGCCUGCCACGCGAGCCACAACAACCAAAAACGAUACACCUUUUUUUUUUUUUUGCUUUCUGCUUGUUUGUCAGAUUCUCCUCUAAUAUGUUCCGUCUUAUCCCUUCAUGGUCCCUUUCUGUCUAUCUUCUCGUAUUGCGGAGUUUGUUUUUGACGUUCCAUCUUGUAAAUCUUGCGGCGCGCCACUAUAUCUUUGGUGGAGCGUGAACCAUUGAAUGACACCUUGUCUCGUAGAGAUUGGAAGGAUUUUACGUUU